Molecule: messenger RNA, 1206 nt
Organism: Triticum aestivum (bread wheat)
Lineage: Eukaryota; Viridiplantae; Streptophyta; Magnoliopsida; Poales; Poaceae
Product: inactive protein RESTRICTED TEV MOVEMENT 2-like
Exons: 1
Coding region: 59-916 (285 amino acids)
Biological process (GO): cellular response to heat
Source: RefSeq, a predicted model, not a curated record
CUCCCUCUCACACAAAACCACGGCUGUAUCCAUCACGAUUCCUUGCCUACGCCUCCUCAUGGCGGCCGCCACCGGCACCAAGCAGCAGCAGCAGCAUCCGCACCCAGCUCCACCACCGGGGGCAACGGUGGUGGACCCCAAGUUCGAGUGGACGGAGAGGGCCGGCACCUACGUACUCCGCCUCACCCUCACCGGCUUCAGGAAGGACGACUUCCGGGUGCAGGUCGACGGCGCGGGCAGGCUCACCAUCCGCGGCACCAGGCCGGGCGCCUCCCUCCACAAGGUCUUCCAGCUGCCCUCCUCCGCCAGCCUCGACGACAUCGCCGGCCGCUUCGAGGCCGGUGUGCUCACGCUCACCAUGCCCAAGCGUGCCGGUGCGCCCAAGGACGAGGGUGCGCCAACAGAGCAGGUCGACGGCGACGUGAAGACGGGAGACGCCGGCGGUGAGAAGAAGGUGCCCAAGCCCGCACCUUCCGGUGAUGCGGCGCCCACAUCCAUCGAGGAGAUCAGAACGAAGCCCAGGGAAGAGCAGCAGAAGGCUCCCCAGGCGGCAGCAGCUGCGCAGACGCCGGAGAAGCAGGCACCGAAUCCAACCUCCAGCGGCAAAGCCAUGGCGGUGGUUGACCGGGAGCGCCUGGCGGAGACGGUGAGGCGACGCGGCGAGGAAGAGAGGGCCAAGGCUGCUGCGGUGGCGGCGGCCAUGGAAGAAGCUAGAGCAGAGCAGGAGAAGACGGCGGCGGCCACGGCGUGCAGCCGCUGGAAAGAGCGCAUGACGGAAGGCCUGGGGCAGCUGACGGACAUGAAGUGGGCGGAGGGCGCAAUGGAGAUGGCGAGGAAGAACAAGGAGGUGGUGGCCGUUGGCGUCGCCGCCUUCACAUUCGGCUUCUUCGUCUCCCAGAGGCUCUUCAAGAAGUGAGUAGCUAUGGAGAAUGACUAUGUCACAUACACCAACAGUGGGUAAGAGUAUCUCUAGCAGAUCCCACAACCGGCCGUCCCGAAAAAAUCGUUUAUGGUAUCCUGUAAACGUUUUUUCGGGACACCGGACACGUAGCAAGAACAAAUUCUGCAUAUUCAUACUGCAAAUUUAAACAUACUAAGAACAUCUCGCCAGAGUUCAUCACAAGCAUAUACGACUAUAGCAUAGGGAGUUCAUCAUACGCAUAGUAUAGGGGAGCUUUUUAAUACAUACCGAACUUAAUUAAACAU